AUGAAGGACAUAUUUGACGGUAUGGUCCUUCGUAGGUUUCUGGGACCGGACGGCCUUCGCUUCCUCGAUGCGCCGCUGGGCGAGCUUCGGCUAGUCUUCAGCCUCUCUGCGGAUGGCUUCAAUCCCUACCAGAUGAAGGAAGCGAAGCACUCAGUCACGAGCACGGCUAUGUAUAUGGUGUGCUUAAGCCUACCUCCCCACCUCCGGUAUCUUCCAGAGAACAUGUACCUUGCGGGCGUCAUUCCGGGUCCGACCAAACCUUCCACGGAGCAGAUCAACCACUUCCUG
Messenger RNA from Trametes versicolor FP-101664 SS1, 288 nucleotides. RefSeq lists its product as uncharacterized. Lineage: Eukaryota; Fungi; Basidiomycota; Agaricomycetes; Polyporales; Polyporaceae. The annotation marks the transcript as partial. The record is from RefSeq and is a predicted model, not a curated record. The transcript has a single exon.